Messenger RNA from Oldenlandia corymbosa var. corymbosa, 4661 nucleotides. The record is from the annotation of a GenBank genome assembly. Lineage: Eukaryota; Viridiplantae; Streptophyta; Magnoliopsida; Gentianales; Rubiaceae.
UACUAGGCUUUAAGAUUCCUUCCAUUGUACCAAAAAAAAAAAAAAAAGUUAGAAGCCACCCAAAAAUCACUAUUCAUUUUACAAUUAUCAGUUUUUUUUUUUUUAAUUAAUUUUGGAGAACAGACGUUGACUUCAUCAUUUUUAGCUUCUUCUGUUCCCAACAUUUUUCUUGCAGAAACAAUCUGCUAAGCUUCCGUGCAUGAUUGAAUUUCAGAAGCUCAGGGACCUUAUCUUUUCGGGAUCAUCAGCAGCCGCCGGCCAGCGGUGGUGAGAUUGGGAAGAAGAGCUAGAAUUUCGAAUUUUAAGUGGUAGUACUGGCUUUCUUCAAUGGCGCUGUUUAGACGACUGUUUUAUCGGAAGCCACCUGAUCGGCUUCUCGAGAUCUCUGAGCGGACAUUUGUGUUUGACAGCUGCUUCUCUACGGAUAGCCUUGAUGAUGACGAACUUGGAACCUACUUUGGUGGAGUUGUGGCUCAGUUACAGAAUUACUACCCUGAUGCUUCUUUCAUGGUUUUCAAUUUUAGAGAGGGAACCAGGAGGAGCCAAAUACAUGACAUAUUGUCCCAGUACGACAUGACGGUCAUGGAAUACCCGCAGCUAUAUGAGGGUUGUCAGGUGUUGCCUUUGGAAAUGAUGAACCAUUUCUUGCGCUCUUGUGAGUCCUGGCUGUCACUGGGACAACAGAACGUGCUUUUGAUGCAUUGCGAGGGGGGAGGAUGGCCUGUUCUUGCUUUCAUGCUUGCUGGUCUUCUUUUGUACAGAAGACAUUACACUGGUGAGCAGAAGACCCUUGAAAUGAUAUAUAAGCAAGCACCUCUGGAACUUCUUCAUCUCUCAUCUCCCUUAAAUCCUCAGCCUUCCCAGCUAAGGUAUCUGCGAUAUAUUUCGAGGAGAAACACUGCUUAUAGUUGGCCACCAUCAGACAAUUAUUUAGCUUUAGAAUGUAUUAUACUUAGAUUCCUACCGCAAUUUGAUGAUGGGAAGGGAUGUAGGCCACUAAUUCGCCUAUAUGGUCAGGACCCUUCAGAAACUUCUAGUAGGAGCUCUAAACUUUUGUUUUCAACUUCGGGAUUAAAUAAGCCCUCCCACCUGUACAGACCGGUAAUAUGAUAUCUUACCUUCAAGAAUUAAUAUGAUAGUUACUUAACCACCAUUUGAAGCAUUUUUACUUCCUACUGCAGGAAGAGUGUGCUCUGGUAAAAAUAGACAUUCACCGGAACGUUCAAGGGGAUGUUGUGCUUGAAUGUCUUCAUGUAAAUGAUGAUUUGGGGGAGGAAAUGAUGUUCAGAGUUAUGUUUCACACCUCAUUCAUCCGGUCUGAUGUAUUGAUGCUGACUCGUGAUGAACUGGAUGUUUUGUGGAAUGCAAAAGAUAUACUCCCCGGGGACUUUAGAGCAGAGGUGGGUUCAUGAUUUUUGUGAUUUCUUAUUUCCUUUAAUGCUUCUAGUUGUUGAAGCAUAAUCAUAUCUGUAUCAGGUACUCUUUUCUGGUGUUGAUACUGAACCGCCUAUGACAGCCACAGAGGUGGCAAGUGAAGAUGCAACUGCUGAAAAUUUCUCAUAUGAGGAGUUUUUUGACAGGGAAGAGAUCUUCGCCAUAGCAGUAGAUUCACCAAAUGGAGAGCAUACACUGGAGGGAUGCAGUAAUUUGCCUUCUCCUUCAAUAUCAGCAUCAAUUUCCACAUCAGAUCAUCAUUUAACGGGCUUGGAUUCAGAGGUUCAUUUUCUCAAGGCUGAUGCUGUUCCGUCUAUUAUCAUCACGGAAGUGGAAAGUGAGGAUGGGAGAGUGACUAAAAGUGCAUCACUAGAGGAUGAAAUUUUAAGCAAUUCCAUAGAUGAGAAAUGUGACAAUAUCUCACAUGUUCCGAUUCAGAGGAUAUCAGUGCCUGGUUUUCAAGACAUUGGUGAGAUGCUGGUGACUUUAACUGAUGAGGAAGAAGUCAUAAGAAGACAGCUUAUGAGAGGAUCAUCUCGAAGAGAUAUUGUCUCUAUUGUGGGCAUGCCUGGAAUUGGCAAGACUACUCUAGCCAAGAAGGUGUACAGUGAUCCUGAAGUUGCACAUCAUUUCCAUCGUCGUGCUUGGUGUUCAGUUUCACAAGUGUAUGGAAAAAGGGAACUGUUGCUUGACAUUAUCAAAGACAUUCAGGGCCUUCCUGAUGAGAUGUAUCAAAUGACUGAUGCAGAUCUGGAAUUAAAGCUGUUUCAAAAAUUGAAGAAAAUUAGGUAUCUUAUAGUUAUGGAUGAUGUGUGGGACGUUCAGGCAUUUUAUGAUUUGGAAAGGUCAUUUCCAGAUGAUGCAGUUGGGAGUAGAAUUUUAAUAACAAGUCGUUUUCACAAUGUGGCUUUGGAAGCUAGACCUGGUAGCGAGCCUCAUAUGCUUCGUCCGCUAUCUGAUGAUGAAAGUUGGAAUUUAUUGGAAAAGAAAUCAUUUCCUACAGGCGGCUGUCCUGAGGAACUGGAAGAAGUUGGGAAGGAGAUUGCUCGUCAAUGUAAAGGGUUACCUCUUGCUGUUGUUGCAGUGGCUGGUAUCCUUCGAAGGACACAAGACACUGAUAACCACUGGAUAAAGAUUGCAGAAAGUCUAAGCUCAAGGAUAAAUGCAGAUCCAGAAACUCGGUGCAAAGCAAUCUUAGAAUUAAGCUACAUGCACUUACCUAGUCACUUAAAGGCAUGCUUUCUGUAUCUUGGAGCAUUUUCCGAAGACAAAGAUGUUCCUGUCAGCAAGUUGAUCCGAUUGUGGAUUGCUGAGGGAUUCAUUGAAUGCAAUGAGGCCACGAGCUUAGAAGCUAUUGCAGAGGACUACCUGAUGGAUCUAAUCAACGGAAGCCUAGUAAUGAUUUCAAAACGAAGAUCUAAUGGGAAGGUCAAGGCGUGCUGUAUUCAUGGAUUGCUGCGUGAUUUGUGCCUGUCAAAAGCGCAGGAAGAUAACUUUUUGCAGCUAAUUUCUAGGAAUGAUGAACCAUAUGCAUCGUAUGAUGUAUAUGAUUAUGGUUCUGAUUUUUAUGAUUUUUAUCCCUCAGAUCCUGUGACAUACGAGUGUCAGCGUGUCUGCAUAUAUUUGAAGCGGAAGCACUUCAUUCACUCAAGACCAUCUGGUCCCUCCACCAGUUCUUUGAUUUUCUCGGCAUUUAGUGAUUCGUACCCCAGGCGGCCCUACAGUGUAACAUUCAUUUGUCACCACUUCAAAUUACUUAGGGUGUUGGAUUUGGAAUGCAUCAAUAUGGGAUCAUUCUUUCCCUCUGAAAUAGAAUUGCUUGCUCAAUUGAGAUAUUUGGCUGUUAGUGGGGACAUGGAGUCUAUUCCAGGGUCAAUAUCCAAUCUCAGGCUGCUGAAAACUCUUAUCGUGAAGGGACUAGUUGGCAAGAUCACAUUGCCAGAUAGCAUUUGGCGCAUGGCUAGUUUAAGGCAUCUUCAUAUAAAUAGCUAUGCUGUUUUUAGCUUACCUGAUGACCAGACGGACAGCUCUCUCCUCCUUGAUAAUUUGUUCAGCCUAUCUGUGCUCUCUCUUUGCCAUGUAAAAGACGCAGAGAAGAUACUAAGACGGAUGCCACAACUUCAUAAGCUUAUAUGCAUCUUUCGGGAAUCAUGGAAUUCCUCCAUGAACUGCAACGAGUUCCCAGCAUUGGAUUUCUUGACUCGUUUGGAGUCGCUUGAUAUUUUUUAUUUUGGUAGGGAUCUCAAUCCAGGUGAGUUCACUUUCCCUCUGAAUCUGAAGAAAUUGACUCUAUCACAUUUUCGCUUACCAUGGCAUCGAACUUCUUCCAUCGGGAGGUUGCCAAAUCUGGAAGUUCUCAAAUUGUGUUAUGGAGCCUUUGUGGGGGAAAUGUGGGAGAUGACAGAGGAUGAAUUUACCAAGCUCAUGUUCUUGAAAUUUGACACCCUAAACAUUGCUCAAUGGGAUGCUUCCUAUGAACACCUCCCAGUACUUCAACACCUGGUGAUACAUAAUUGUAAAAACCUGGAGGAAGUCCCUUUCGACUUUUAUGGAAUUCCCACAUUGCAGAUGAUUGAAGUACAAAGCUGCAAACAUUCUGUUGAAGCAUCAGUUCGGAAAAUCGCUGAAGAAACUGAGGGAAUCAAAGUUAUCAUCAGCUGAUCAAAAUCGCCCCGUGUAACAUAUCAACACUACAUUACACCCUGCACCUCAUCAUUCCAUCUCCUGAAAUUUUCACCGAUCAUCUUCUGUAAGUUAAAUUUGCUGAUGGUCACAUUUUGUUUAUCUUGUAUCGACAUACUUUUACUUUAUGCUUAGGGAUAAAAUUACAAGCUAUGUUUUUGUCAUUCUAGUUUUGAAGUUUAAUUUUCUAGGUCUUGCAUGUUCUAAUAACAAUUACUCCCUCCAUCUCGAAAUUAUUGUUAAUUUCGGAACAAAAUGAACAAUAAUUUACGCACGAUUUUGCACAUUUUCUUUAAGAAGAAUCAUCCAUCUUUCUUGUGAACGAUAUCAAAUGGCUAUAUAUAGCUUUGUUCACUUAGUUGAUUGAUGAUACUAGACUACGACGUUAGUACCACCACCGUGUUAGAAUAAUUUCUGUGAUGAAGGGAUUAGAAGAAUCUCUGUCAAUGAGUUUGAUAAUUCAUAGUGUAACAUAAGAUAUUUUAGUAGUAAUACAUUUCUCUCCCUGAGAAUUUUAAAAUUAUAAUCACUUUCAACGUAUGGUU